CACUCGAAUAAAUCAUGACUCGAAAGUUUCAUACAUUAUGAAUCAAAGUCAGCUUUCUCAUCAUUCAGUAGCUGUCAAUUUUUCAAAUGAUGUUAAUGGAGUGGGGGAGGACGAGACCACCGGCUGGAAGUGCUGGAAACAUCCCUCCCAGCCCCGCGACGGCGUAUGCCCCGACUGUUUACGUGACCGUCUCCUCCGCCUCUGCCCGGAUUGCGCCAACGUCCGCCCCUGCCGCUGCUUCCCCUCCUCCUCCUCCUCGUCCUUCUCCUCCCUCUCCUCCACCGAGCCCGCCAGAUCCAGAGGACGAGGAGGCGACGGCGCGGGGAUCGGGGCGGUGGGACCCGUGUCGCAACUCAUCGAGAGCGAACCGGCCUUCCGGCGGUCCCGAUCGGUCGCCUUACAGUUUCUCAGGUCCAGAUCCGUGGCCUCUUCCGUCAGCGACGUGGCGCCGCUGCCAAGGCCGGGAGGAGGCAAGCGGUCGGCGUUACUACGGGCAUUCUCGAGGGUUUCGGCGAGGGAAGAACCGGCGGACGGGAAGCUGUGCAGAUCGAGGUCGGUGGCGGCGGGACGCUCGCAAGACGCAGGCAGUGGGGAGUAUGGGGGAAGGGGGAAAGGGUGGAGGUGGCACUUCCGGAACCCGAUCAAGGCAUUCCGGCACCGGAAAUCGACGACGAAGGUGGUGCAGGAGCGGUCGCCGCUGUGGCGCGGGUGAGAAGAAUGGACGAUUUUUCGCCCCUUGUCGGUAUCUUCGCGACUACUGUCGUAAUUUUUAAGCAACUAACAAUCACUCCAUAAAUCUGAAAUCUCCGAAUUCCAACACACGUUGGGGAGAUAAAAUGAGUCUGGAUUGCUUCGGAAAAUACUUUUUAUCAUUCA
Molecule: messenger RNA, 876 nt
Organism: Musa acuminata AAA Group (dessert banana)
Lineage: Eukaryota; Viridiplantae; Streptophyta; Magnoliopsida; Zingiberales; Musaceae
Exons: 1
Coding region: 38-712 (224 amino acids)
Source: RefSeq, a predicted model, not a curated record